ACAUCACAUUUGACAAGAAUAUUAAUUAUUAAAUACAUUAAUUGAAUUUUUCAUUUUACAAGGCUGUUCUUUUUCUUAGAGACGUAAAAUAUUGUACUGUCCUAUCUGAAAUCAAUUUAAUACAGGAUAAAUGCCAGGGAUUGGAGCUAUUUAUGAAAUCUUCCUACUAGCAAUCAGAUUUGAUUAAUAAUAUAAUCACUGGAAGAAGAGUGAUUAGUAAAAAACAACGACCAAAAAAACCUUAACAUGUUCCUAUGAGAGGGAAAAGUCAGAUUCAGUAUAUUGAGGAAUAAAUGUACUAAUUUCUUGCCCAACUUCUGACAUAAAAAAAACAAAAACUUGAAAGUAUGAGGUCCAAAAUACUUUCUGUCCCCUUGGCUUGCCGUCUGUUGCCACGGUGAUUAUGACAAGCUUCUUCGGAUUAGCCAGCCUAGUAGACAUUUAGCUAGUAGCUAAACUAACAGCAGGUAGUUAACGUUACUAAACUAACCUGUGAGAGUGAUAACCUGCAGCCAUGGCAUCUGUUUUAGAUGCUCUCUGGGAAGACAGAGACGUUAGAUUCGACAUAACAGCGCAGCAGAUGAAAACUCGUCCAGGAGAGGUGCUGAUAGAUUGCCUGGACUCCAUAGAAGACACCAAAGGAAACAACGGAGAUCGAGGACGACUCUUAGUAACAAACCUGAGGAUCAUUUGGCACUCCCUGGCCCUGCCAAGAGUCAAUUUGUCUGUGGGUUACAACUCAAUCAUUAACAUCACAACAAGGACAGCUAACUCUAAACUGAGAGGUCAAACUGAAGCACUCUACAUCUUGACAAAGUCCAACAACACAAGAUUUGAGUUCAUUUUCACAAAUGUGGUUCCAGGAAGUCCACGGCUCUUUACUUCUGUCAUUUCUGUACACAGAGCAUAUGAGACCUCCAAAAUGUACAGGGACCUGAAACUACGAGCUGCUCUCAUUCAAAAUAAGCAGCUGAGACUUUUGCCCCGGGAGCAAGUGUAUGAUAAAAUUAAUGGAGUUUGGAAUUUAUCCAGUGAUCAGGGCAAUCUUGGGACUUUCUUCAUCACAAAUGUACGGAUUGUGUGGCAUGCCAAUAUGAACGAAAGCUUCAAUGUCAGCAUUCCUUACCUCCAGAUAUGGUCUAUCAGAAUAAGAGACUCAAAGUUUGGCUUGGCCUUGGUGAUAGAGAGUUCACGUCAGAGUGGUGGCUAUGUGCUCGGAUUUAAGAUUGACCCUGUGGAUAAGCUUCAAGAUGCACUUAAGGAAAUCAACUCAUUGCAUAAGGUGUACUCUGCUAACCCUAUCUUUGGAGUGGACUAUGAAAUGGAAGAAAAGCCCCAGCCUCUGGAAGAACUCACAGUGGAACAGCUUCCUGAUGAUGUGGAAAUUGAGCCUGAUGAGCAGACUGAUGCUUUCACGGCCUACUUUGCGGACGGCAAUAAGCAACAAGACCGUGAGCCAGUUUUCUCUGAGGAGCUGGGCCUCGCCAUUGAAAAGCUAAAGGAUGGAUUCACACUUCAUGGACUGUGGGAAGUCAUGGGCUGAAACAAUGGACAUGUACAUAUAUACAGAUAUAUUAUUCAGGAAAUAAUGUAUUUAUUUAUAGCUCAGGUUAAAUAUUGUACAGCUUAUGCAAAUAUACUUUUCAUAAUAAGAAAAUACUAUAUUACAUGUGUGACAGAUUUAUUGUGGAGUAAUUUGUAUAAAGCAUAUUUUCCUCUAGUGGAUAGAAUGUGAAAUAAAAUGCAGUUCGUAUCGUUUAAAGUUAAUAAAUAAAUGUAUAUUGUAAAUGGA
Molecule: messenger RNA, 1792 nt
Organism: Xiphias gladius (swordfish)
Lineage: Eukaryota; Metazoa; Chordata; Actinopteri; Istiophoriformes; Xiphiidae
Gene: bbs5
Product: Bardet-Biedl syndrome 5
Exons: 12
Coding region: 515-1543 (342 amino acids)
Biological process (GO): intracellular transport; cilium assembly
Cellular component (GO): BBSome; ciliary basal body
Molecular function (GO): phosphatidylinositol-3-phosphate binding
Source: RefSeq, a predicted model, not a curated record